CAUGUCAAUUCGAUGACAGGAAUCCACCUGCAGUCCCGGCCUUGGCUUCGUGUUCAUCUCCUGAUUGUGUCAGCGCUCUGCCCCCUCUUCCUCUUUCAUCUUUCUCUAACAUUCAUUCUUCGUGGACCAUUGUUAUUCUAUCCCUAUCCCCAAUGUGAAUCAUUAUCCUACUCCGUCUCCUUUCUAUAUAUACUGCGCGACAUGAACCAUGCCUUCCGAUGCAGCACAUGACUCCUUCGAGCGCGAAGAUGCCCCGUUCUUGCAGUCCUCCGAGGGUGACAGCUCCCCGAUCUCGCCCCUCGACGAACCGAAACACCACCAUGAAUCGGAGGCGAGAGAUCCAGCGUCGCGGAAGCUCCGGCUGCGGUUACUCCUUACCCUCUUCGUCGUUGUGCUCGCCGUGGAAAUGGGGUUGAAUAUGGCCGACAGCCCUAUGGUUCGGAUCUACGAGUCGAUUACCUGUCGCCAUUAUUAUGCCCAGCAUGAUUCGUCGCAGAUUGGUGCGGAUGGCCAGGUUGAGGAGGAGCUGUGUAAGGUGAAGGACAUACAAACCGAGUUGGCCGCUGUGAAAGGGUAUAUGGAAUUCUUUGAUGGGUUGUUGAGCGUCUUCCUUGCAAUUCCUUACGGUCUGCUCGCGGAUAGGUACGGACGAAGAUGGGCCAUCUGCCUCAGUGUCCCCGGCUUUGUCCUGAACUCCGCCAUAAUCACGGUCGUGCUGUGGUUCUCUAAUAUCUUCCCUCUGCGCGCGGUAUGGCUGUCGUCUCUGGCGUGGUUGUGCGGUGGUGGUCCUGUCGUUGCGUUCGCGAUUAUUUGGACGAUAAUGUCGGACGUGACGACGGAAGAUGAGCGAGCUUCGAUUUUCUUCAAAUUCGCAAUCGUCACCAUGGGCGGCGAACUCAUCUCCAACGCUCUUGGUUCGUGGUUAAUGACCAUGAAUCCUUGGAUUCCAAUGCUCCUCGGUUUCACGCUGGCCUUUUUAGGCAUGCUUUUUGUAUUGACACUCCCAGAGACCAUGCCUGUGUCGCCCCCGAAGGCCAAUCAGCCGGAAAUGACAACUGUGGAGAUGGGUCAUUUGAAUGUUAGCCGCAGAGAGGGUUACAAGGAUGACAGCGAGGAUGAGCAUGCGUUCACAGAGAAGACCGCAACGACUUCCAGCAGCCGAUCUCUCUUUUUCACUCUCUAUACCAGAUGUCGAAACUACUUCGCACCUUACACCUUCAUAUUCCGCAACAAGCAGAUCCUUCUUCUUCUCGCAGCCUUCUUGGUCUACCGCCUCAGUCGAAGUUCCUCAUGGUUCCUUGUCCAGUAUAUUUCCACCCGAUACUCUUGGUCCUUGGCAGAGGCCAACUUUCUCAUGUCCCUCCGACCUUGUCUCACCAUUCCGCUCUUCCUCUUCAUCCUCCCUGGCAUCUCCAAAUAUGUCCUCCGAAAUUUCCGCACCUCUCAGAAGAACCUCUACCUCGCCCGUGCCAGCGUUCUUACCCUGUCCAUAGGCACAUUAGGCGUUGGCCUUUCCCCAAACGUCACCUCAUUCAUUCUAAGUAUGACCGUCCAGGCCUCUGGGGCAGGAUUCCUCUUCCUCACGCGAGCACUACUCACAGUGCUAGUGAGACGAGAAGAGACUGCGCGGUUGUUUACGAUCAUGGAGCUGCUACAGUCCGUGGGCAAUGUGAUUGCCAGUUUAUCUAUUACAAAAGUUUUCCAGAUCGGCUUGGAGUUGGGUGGUGCUUGGAUUGGACUUGCUUGGAUGAUGACAAGCACGGCGUUCGCUCUGGUGGGCGUGUCGAUUUGGAUGUUCCGGUUGCCUCCUGUGACCAAGGCGAGAGAGGAACAAGCUGAAAGGGAAGUACUGGACUUGUCGGAGGGUAUCAAAUUUGGGGAUAUGGCAUCCUCAGGCAUCAACACGUCGUUCUCCGAUUGGCGGGGUCCAGCACGACUCCAAGUGUUCACAUGCGGGCAUGUUCUUCGCUUCGGCUUCAUGAUUGACGCUCUGAAUCUACUACUAAAUCUAAUCUUCGCGCGCAUACCGUUGAGUCGAGUCAAGCUUACACCCGACGUCACUGACAUGGAGAAGUUCUCCCAAUUCCGGGAUCGAGGAUCCGGUAUCGCGCCAUUCCUCCCGAUUCCCGCCCAACCGUCGGGUUACCAGCUCCCUCUGCGCGUGUUCCUGUUCUUCUUCCGCCUCCCGCUCUUCAUCUUUGUGUGCUUUACCUACUUUGCCAUUUUGCAAUGGUUUCCGAUCGGGUCGCUGGGGAAGAAGGCUUCGCUAUGGUGUAUUCUGGGGGUGCCGAGUAUAUGGUGGAUUGAUCUUCAGAUUGAUGGGGUGCGAAAAGGGUCGCUCUCAAGACAGCAACAGGCUCGUCUCCCCGGUCCAGGAUCAAUUAUCGCUUCGUCCUUUACCUCUCCCAUCGACGCCGUAUACCUAGCCGCCAUCUUCGAUCCUAUUUUCACCGCGUCAUACCCCAACACCCGCCAGGUCGAGCACAUCUCCCUCCUACAAGCGAUUCUGCGCGCGUUCGCACAGCCCCGCGUCAGUCCCUCCCCCAGGACACGGAUGGUCGAUGUCUCGACACUUUUGAAGAAAUACCCCAACCGACCGAUCGUGAUGUUCCCCGAAUGCACGACCACAAACAGCCGUGGUAUCCUACCUCUUAGCCAUUCGCUACUGGGUGCGCCCCCACAGACGAAGAUCUUCCCGGUGAGCUUGCGUUACACACCUGUGGAUGUUGUCACACCGCUGCCGGGGACGUAUCUGAGCUUCCUGUGGACGUUGUUGAGUGGGCCAACUCACUGUAUACGUGUUCGCGUUGCCGAGUCGGUGGUUAGUGGAGCUGGAGCGGGUAUGAGCCAGGUUAGCAAGGACCUGAAGCAUGAAAGUGUUGAGAGUUUCGAAGCUGCGAUUACACCAGCUGAGAAGGGAUUGUUGGAUAAUGUGGGUGAAGCGCUGGCUCGACUGGGUCGGGUUAAGCGUGUUGGAUUGGGAGUGAAGGAGAAGCAGGACUUUGUACGGAUGUGGACUAAGACGCGACGGACGUGGUAGUACCACUUAUGGACUCGUAUAGACGGAUCAAGAUCUGGUUUCUUGUAUAUUAUCUUGCUUCAACAUGGGCAAUGGGGUCCGUGUCCAUUUUCCAUGGAAUGCCACAAACUCACUUGAAUCGAUUACGGGUACUUUAUGAUCUCAUCGGCCAGUGAAUCUCGUCCAGCUCUGCCAGCUCAAUGCUUCUUGAUACUCCAGAGCGACAAUAAGUACCGAGGCUACUCGAUAUGGACAGAUCAUCUGUGGAUACUCAAUCGAUCACCGAUCCAUUGACCAUUCCUUCGAAUUCACCCCUACCGGGUGUCUUAUCUGCGGCCC
Aspergillus glaucus CBS 516.65 is the source of this 3358-nucleotide messenger RNA. RefSeq lists its product as uncharacterized. NCBI's taxonomy places the organism in Eukaryota, Fungi, Ascomycota, Eurotiomycetes, Eurotiales, Aspergillaceae. Bases 209 to 3040 code for a protein of 943 amino acids. Gene Ontology annotation, cellular component: membrane. The record is from RefSeq and is a predicted model, not a curated record. Gene Ontology annotation, molecular function: transmembrane transporter activity. The transcript is spliced from 8 exons. Gene Ontology annotation, biological process: transmembrane transport.